Cloeon dipterum is the source of this 6910-nucleotide messenger RNA. RefSeq names its product nuclear pore complex protein Nup160 homolog. The coding region runs from base 76 to 6867 and encodes 2263 amino acids. The transcript has 30 exons. Gene Ontology annotation, cellular component: nuclear pore. The record is from RefSeq and is a predicted model, not a curated record. Lineage: Eukaryota; Metazoa; Arthropoda; Insecta; Ephemeroptera; Baetidae. Gene Ontology annotation, molecular function: RNA helicase activity; ATP binding; nucleic acid binding.
ACAGGGUAUGUAUAUUGAGACAUGCCGGCAAUUCAACAUUUUCAGUAAACGAUUUGAAAGAAAGCCACAAAAAUAAUGGCGUCGUACGAUUUUGGAUUCAGGGAAGUCAUUCCUGACCAGACGCUCCCCGAAAAAUGGAAGGAAGUUACCAUAAACACAGGGGGCACGCAGAGCACCUUGCAAGAUAUAAAAGUGCCAGAGAGAGCCGGAGGGUUCACCUACAAGGACACGACCCUGCCGUAUACCAGAAAUCGAUUCAUCUAUUGGCGUAUCAGCCACGACGUUUUGGAACUGGUGGAGCAAAGCUUGGACAUCAAUCUAGUUCACAACCACGUCCGAUUCCGCUUCCAAGACUCGCCAAUCCUUGAAGGUGUUUCGAUUCAAGAGACAGCCAACUCGGUGCAGGUGCUCGUGCCAACCGUUUCCAGCGUCCACCGGCUAGUUUUCCCUCACCCUGACGCCAUCACCUCUAGAAGCUUGCAGGCCUUCAACCUGAGACAACCACAGGACUCGGUGUUUGUUGAGGCUGGCAUCAACUGCGUCCAACAGCAGUACAUCAUCCACCACUCUGCUCCAAACUCUACGCUGCCUCAUCUGGCUGCGUCAUACCUGGCUGUGAACGAUGAGGCCAUCUUCGCCCUGCAGUACAACUCUGGCAGCACCCUUGUGGUCCGGAUGGACUACAUAAGCGGAUUGGUCAGUGCUACCGAGCUGAAAGAAACCACUCUGGUGUCGCGUCUCUUGGGAAUCGUGCCUGGACCCUUGCUCAGGGCGAAAACCUCUGACGACGACUUCGUCACGUCGCUAGUGCUUCACACCCUGGGAUUGGCCACGUACCUCUUCACCUUGUCCCAGGACUGCAAGCUGAAGAUGUGGUCCGUGGACAGGCAGGAGUGCAUUAUGGCGGCCAAUUUGCUUGACUUUCUCCACGUUCCCAGACCCCAACAAGGCAUUCCAGAACCUGGAAGACAAAACCACAUGUUGCGGAAAGCCGUCGGUCGAGACGAAAACGAUUUGCACAUCGGCAUUUUCCUGUCCUUUGCGCGCAAGAGUGCAUUUCUCAUUAUGAAACCGGUGUCGGAACAGGGCUACUACGACCUCAAGUCCCUCAUUGCAGUCAACGACAAUCAAGUUGGCGCAGAGAACGAUCUGGUCGAUUUCUGGAUCAGCUGCUACUCGAUUUGGGCUAUGUGGGCCAACCCUGUCGGAGAAACAAUUGUGCGUCACCGGCGUUUCCGAGACGAAGCCAGUCACUCGCACGGAACUAACUGGACGCAGGUCGUGCCAGAAAACGCUCUGGACCGCAAUUUUGAUCCCAGCGCUCACCCCAACCUGGAGGCCAAGCAGGCCUACCUCAGCUAUAUUUUCCAGCCGGGAAAGCUGCCUCUCUCUGUCAUCAAUAGAGCACUCACUAUUUUCCGAAGACCAACUGGUGGAGCAAUGCCAACACAAUAUCCUGAAGUCUCCGCCUCCGUCCUGAAGGAGAGAGUCGCUGUGGUUGUGGAGAAUGAGAUUAAAAACGAAAUCUCCGAUUUGGAAAUCACAGACGAGGAGUAUAUUGAAAUUUCUUGGAGAGCCUGGGCCAAGUUCUACUCGUGUUGCGUGCAGUACUACUGGGCGGGAACGCGGCCAGUGGCGUUCCUGGCCGCCCCAGCCAACGACAUGAUUCCUGGGCCACUUUCCAACAAUCCAAUUGGCAUUGUGUGCAAAGCGCAAUUCUCCUUAUUCAGACCAAUCGACGAGCUUGAGCACUUGUGGGCCAUUGGCUCAGGCUCCUCGGGCUCAUCCGAUAUCUCGACGUUCAACCCAGUCACCAGGCCUAAUAACGUGUGCACCUCAGACAUGGUCACAUUUUUCCAAGCCUUGUAUCGCAUGGAGAAACACUUACCAGACGAAAUCAAGGAGAACUUUCUUAAGGCCUUGUUCUAUCAGCAAGAUCCGAAGGAUUUUGCCACCAACCUGGUCGAAGAAUAUGAUAGUGAGUAUUUCUCGCGUCGAUCGGCAAACAAACUCCUUUCGGGAAUCAUGCCGGACAUGAUUGAUGAAGUGGUACACCUGCUGACCUUUUACUCGCUGGACCACAACGCCGCCACCGAGAUGGACAUUGAGGGCGAAGAUCUGCCACGGAAAGAGCUGGACAACAUCUCCUUUUUGUUCAGCAGCCAGCUAGGCAGCAACGUGGUGGCCGAGGCGCUGCAUCAGUCGAGCCAGGGUCGCUUCCAGGUGCUGCGCAACCUGCUGUUCUUGCUGCUGUGCCUGAAGAAGCACUUGACCACCAUCUUCCCCAAGGUGGACGUCAAUAGCACGACGGCUGAGCGGCUCCGCGUGCGCCUUAUUCCGCACACAGCGCAGCUGAUCAGGUGCUACUACAUCAUCAACUGGGUGGCGACAUCUUCGUGCGGCUUAGCCGUGCCCACCAUGCUUGAUGCCAGCAUCCAGCAGCUCAACAUACUCAGCAUGAGGGACAAGGUUGAAGGCGCCGACGCAGUCCACCUCGCUCUCAGAGGCAACAAAGCCCACACUUUGCUCUCUUUGUUCCUCUCCUCCAAAUCUGCCAGGUAUGCUCAAAAUCUGAUGGCGCAGCAGGGAACAGAAAUCGACCUGCUGAGUCAGUGGCACACGUCGAUGCUGCCCUACAUGACCAUCGUGGGCAAGCUGCUUUGGCCAUCAAGCUACCUCUUCGUCUUCCCAGAGUUCCUGCUCAGCGCCUGUCAGUACCUUUUGGUCGAGCAGUAUGUGCGCCUCCUGAAGCCCUGGUGCGACAGCAACGUCCAUUCUCGCGAAUUCCUUCUUGGCUCUGUCCUCCUCGACAUGGGUGAAGCUGAGAAGGCGUGCGAUCACUUUCUUGUCGCGGCAAAUGGCGUCAGCAACGAAAGCUUCCUGGCCAGUCACCUUGCCAGACCGAAUUAUGAGGAUGAACUUGAGCCUACGCAUGAGCAUCGACUUGUUCUUUAUUUCUUGAAGGUGAUCAAACUGUUUGAUCAGUUGGAUCAUUCAGAUUGUGUGCUGCGCAUCGUGGAUCAAGCAAUUCGAGACGCGGAGAUGGAUGACCCAGAGAUGGCCACUCUGCACUCGAUCAAAUUCAACCACUUGCUGCGCAUAGGCCGGCACUCUGAAGCCUUUGAAGCCAUGCACUACAACCCAGAUUCUUCCAGGAGACAAGACUCACUGCGUCAGCUGAUCAACUCCCUGGUGCAUCACAAGAAACUGCACAAACUCGUCGACUUCAGCUACUCACCGGCCAUGCUGGCUGCUGCUGAAGAAGUCCUCGUUGUCAAAGCAAGGUCGCAGCACUUGCUGGCUUCAGAGUUCUACACUGUUGUUCAUGCGUUACAUGCGAAACAUCUGAACUACAGAAAAGCUGCAUCGAUCAAAUACGAGCAAGCCUUCCGGCUGAGCAGAGAGGUUAACGGGUUGGCCAGCAUGAAGCUGCAGGCGCGCUGCCUUCAAAUCGCGAUCAAUGAGCUGUGCCUGGUGCCCAAGGAGUAUCAGUGGGUGCUGAAGCCCUACUCCAGCGUGAAAAACGCCACUUUGAGCUCCGUGUUCAGUGACUACGAGCCACCAAACCAGAGUCCAAAGCGCAACUAUGACGGAGAGAAAAUCGCGCAAGUGGACGGGGUCAAGAAAAUGGAAAUCGUGGAGCUGUGGCAGAUGCGGCGGGACAGUGAGGUGUUGCUCGCCAAGAUAGAGCUGAUUGGACCAGACGCUGCCAAUAGCCUAGUCUCUCUUGUGUCCAAUUUAUCCGUGGAGCAAUUCAUCGGUCAUCUGAUCAAUGAAAGCCACUUUGACCUGGCCCUGCGUCUGUCCACCCUGCACGAACUGCCAAAGGGCAGCAUCAUGGAGGCGAUAGCUGGCAAAUGUGUGGCGGUCACGCGAGACGAUGAAAAUGAUGCUAACACUUGUUGGCUCGGCUACAACUACACCUCAGAUGUUGCUGGAGGCGAUGGGUCCGUGAGUAGUGUUGCUUGGAAGUACUUGCAGAAGUGCUUGAAGCAUCACGAGGAGAGUGGCAGAACCGAAAUGCACAAGGCAAUCGUCAUCAAACUGAUCAAGGUUGAGGCAUUUCUACCCCAAUGGCUCAUUGAUUCAUAUAAGAAAAAGAAUGCUGCCGAGUUAUUGCGAAUCCUGCUGAUGGCAGGGCGACUGGAGGAGGCUGGGCAGCUUAGUUGUGAAAUGUACAACGCUGGAAUGGGACAUGGCUCAAAAGAGUUUGGAAUGGGACGCGGCAUUAGCAACAAAAAUUCGUCAGUUUGGCUUCCACUCAAUCUUCUCAUGUGGUGCUCCAGAGAGCUUGAAGCAGCCGUUGUAAAAGACAAACUAGGAGCUCCUUUUGAUCAACUCCUGGAAGAUUUGAAGGACGUGCAAUCCGCCUAUGUGGAAAAAUUGAAACGAAUGUCAGAAGGCAUGCAAGUUAAGGCUCGAAUGCCUUCUAAGUUUAAACGUGCGCUGGAGCGUUCAACGUUCAACCAGACAACCAGCUGUGUAUCUUGGUACAGAACAGAACACAGUGUUUCAAGCAUGGCCUCCGAUACAAUGCACGUGCAGGACCAAAAUAAUGGCAAAAUCAGUGACAAAUCUAGCAAAAUGAGUAAAAGGCGAGGAAAAAAGCUAUGGGGUCCGAAAAAGAAACCUCAUGUUGUCGAGUUUGAAAAAAUCAAGGAGCUGAAGCGGAGCUACGACAAGGUUGACCUCUCCAAAGUUAGCACGUUUGCAGAUCUCCCUCUCUCAGACCACACUCUCAAUGGACUCAAAGACAACAGCUUCACGCAUCCCACAGAAAUCCAGAAGGCGAGCUUGCUUUACAGCUUGCAGGGAAAUGACAUUUUAGGAGCAGCAAAAACAGGCAGUGGAAAAACGCUCGCCUUUUUAAUUCCAGUUCUUGAGAGCCUCUAUUGCCAGCGGUGGACUCGACUUGAUGGAUUAGGCGCAUUGAUUCUUACUCCUACGAGAGAGUUGGCUUUGCAAAUCUUUGAAACCCUCAAGAAAGUUGGCAAAAACCAUGGAUUUUCAGCUGGAUUAAUAAUUGGUGGAAAAGAUCUUAAAUUUGAGACAAAGAGGAUUGACCAGUGCAAUAUUGUAAUCGGCACUCCUGGUCGAAUUUUACAGCACAUGAAUGAAAAUCCUUUGUUUGACUGCGUCACAAUGAAGAUUUUGGUUCUCGAUGAGGCUGAUCGCUGUCUGGACAUGGGCUUUGAGAGAGAUAUGAAUUGCAUCAUUGAAAACCUGCCCCCUGAGAGGCAAACUCUGCUAUUUUCUGCAACCCAGACCAAGUCUGUGAAAGACUUAGUUCGACUGAGUUUGAGAAAUCCAAUGUAUGUGUCAGUGCAUGAACACGCCAAGCACGCUACACCAGAGGGACUGAAGCAGAGCUACAUGGUCUGCGAGCUGCACGAAAAAUUUUCAAUGCUCUGGUCCUUCGUCAAACAUCACAAGAAGAGCAAAGUGCUUGUGUUCCUUUCUAGCUGCAAACAGGUCAAGUACACAUAUGAAGCGUUCUGUCGCCUGCGGCCGGGCGUCAGUUUGAUGGCUCUGUAUGGCUCACUUCAUCAGAUGAGAAGGAUGGCUGUUUAUGAAGAGUUUUGUAAGAAGAAACACGCGGUAUUGUUUGCCACAGACAUUGCUGCCAGAGGAUUGGAUUUUCCUGCUGUUGACUGGGUGCUUCAGCUUGACUGUCCCGAAGAUGCAGACACGUAUGUCCACAGAGCUGGUAGGACAGCCAGAUAUUCCAGUUCAGGAGAGGCUCUGUUGGUGCUCUUGCCUAGUGAAGAGUCGGCGAUGAUCGAGAACUUAACCAGCAGGAGAGUUCCUAUAGAGAAGAUCCAGGUCAACCCCAAGAAGCUGAACAACCCUCAAAGAGCGCUUGAAGCUUGUCUGGCCAGAGACUCUGAGAUGAAAGCUUCAGCGCAGAGAGCGUUUGUAUCAUACUUCAAGUCAGUGCACCUGAUGAAAGAUAAAAAGGUUUUCUCUGUGGAAAAUAUGGACUCUGCCGCAUAUGCCAGAUCUCUUGGGUUAGCGUUGCCACCGAGAAUCCGGUUUUUAGAAAGAAAACGAAAGGUGGAAAAGGCAAAUGAGACAAAAGCUGAUACAAAAGGGUCUGAUUCUGAAGAUGACGAAGCUGAGCCGGAUUUGAAAACAGAGAAUUCAGGCCUGCCUUCUUCAGAUGCAUAUGAUUUCAAAUCAAAUUUAAGCGAUUCUGAUGAUGAUGUCCUCACUAUCAAGAGAAAGAAUCACGCUUUGGAGGUUGGGGAUGGUAGUGAAGAGGAAGAAGUCGCUUCAAAGGAAGAAAAGACAGGCAAACACGUGGUCACAAAGGCUGCCGUAGCAAAAAAGAUUUUGAAGAAGAAAAUUGUAGCCAACAAGAAAACUGUAUUUGAUGAAGAAGGAGAGGCCGUGAUAGAUGCAACAAAACACAAAGUGUCUGAAGCAGGUCAAAAGUAUGAUGAAAAUACUGAACGCGGUGGCAUCGACAUUGAAGAGGCUAAGAAGGCUAUGAAAGAGGAAGAUCGGUUUGACAAGGAGAGGUUCAAGGAGAGGCUGAAAGCCAAGAAGAGAGAGGCAAAACUGAAGCAAAAGCAAAAGAUGGUUGAGGAGCAAACAAUUGCAGUUCUUGAUAAUGGCGAUGAAGAGAGUGACAGUGAUGGACCAGAUUUGUCGUGGCUGCCAGACCCUGAUAAAAUCUACGGUAAGCAGAACAAGGAUGAAGGAAGCGAAAAUGAACAAGACAUGAACUCGGAAGAUGAAGCUGAGCAAUCAGAAGAGUCCUACUAUGAAGAGGAGCCACCUGUCAAAAGGAAAAAGCAAAUUCAAACGUUAUCACUUGAGGAAGAUGAAGAAUUAGCCCUUCAGUUUUUGCGAAAUAGAAAUUAAAUAAUAAUGUUAAGAAUAAAAUUUAUUCAAAGAAAAUUAAAAA